CAAGGAAGUGAAAAAAAGUUCUCAGUUAAUCUACUUACAAACUAUUUGGUUUAGUAGGUCAAAAGCCAAGUUGUUCGCCAGACAUAUAACAGUACGCUAACACAGAUGAAAAGCCUGAGUGAACGAGGCGUUUUGUUUAGAGGCUGUGUUCUCGCAGCCUCACGGUCACUCACGCUCUGUCGGGUGCUUUCAUUGACAGGACUGGUGUACUGAUAGGUUAAGCGACUUUAGCAAAAAGUGCUAAAGGUCUGAUAGCAGAGAAGAUGAAGAUGAUGAUAUUCUUCAUCGUGGGACUCAUUGUCCACGUAGUCUUCUUUCUCUCAAUAUUUGACAUCUAUUUCACAUCCCCUCUUGUCCAUGGAAUGACACCACAGCAUGUCCCUCUGGCUCCUCCGGCCAAGCGCCUGGUGCUCUUUGUGGCAGAUGGUCUGAGAGCCGACAGUCUCUUUAAGCCAGACGACAAUGGGACAGGCAGGGCUCCUUACCUAAGGAGUGUGAUUGAGGAGAGCGGCACAUGGGGAGUGUCUCACACGCGAGUCCCUACAGAAUCACGCCCAGGUCACGUGGCUCUAAUAGCGGGCUUUUAUGAGGAUGUUAGUGCUGUUGCCAAGGGCUGGAAGGAGAAUCCGGUGGAGUUUGAUUCUGUUUUUAAUGAGAGCAGACAUACCUGGUGUUGGGGAAGCCCUGACAUAUUACCGAUGUUUGCUAAAGGAGCCACUGGAGACCAUGUGCACACUUACACUUACCCUCCAGAGCGGGAGGACUUCGCCUCCACUGAUGCAUCCAGACUUGAUACAUGGGUAUUUGAUGAAGUGAAGGAUUUUCUCAAUGUUGCUAAAAGCAAUGAAACUCUACUGAAUAUGUUACAUGAAGAACAGAAUGUGUUUUUCCUUCAUCUUUUGGGGAUAGACACCAAUGGCCAUGCCCACCGGCCCAUGUCAAAGGAAUAUCUAGAGAACAUUGGCCUUGUUGAUUCUGGUGUCGCUGAAUUUGUCAGUGUGAUGGACGACUUUUAUGGGCAUGAUGGAAAAACGGCUUAUAUUUUUACUUCUGACCAUGGCAUGACAAAUUGGGGAUCUCAUGGUGCGGGACACCCAUCAGAGACGCUGACCCCACUGGUAGCAUGGGGCGCUGGGGUUCAGACAGCACAACGGGAGGGCUCUCACAAAUAUGAUGAUAAUUAUUUAAAAGAAUGGGGGUUAGAAACAUCCAUGAGAGUGGAUGUCAAUCAGGCUGAUAUUGCUCCUCUAAUGUCAUCUCUUAUAGGAGUUCCCUUUCCUGUGAACUCUGUGGGCGUCUUACCUCUGAAUUACCUGAAUAACAGCCAGCACUUUAAGGCUGAGAGCAUAUAUGCAAAUGCAAUUCAGAUCUUGGAGCAAUUUAGGGUGAAAAUGGCACAGAAAAAAGAAACAACAAUAUCCUUUCUGUUUACACCCUACCAGCCUCUGAGUGACUCUAAACAGAUGGAUUUUAUGCGUAAUGCAAGAAAUUUGAUCCAGAAAGGACAGUUUGAUGAAGCAAUCCGUUAUUGUGAAGAUCUGAUAGUCCAGGCCAUGGAGGGCUUGUCAUAUUAUCACACUUAUGACCGACUCUUCCUUGGCAGCAGUGUGGUUCUGGGUUUUAUUGGUUGGACCUCUUAUGUGGUUUUGUUCAUCCUGAAGACACAUGCUAGCCUACGCAAACCUCCAACUAACAUGCACAUGGUAACAGAAAGGAGUCUGGGCCAGAUGUUUCUGUGUAUAGGUCUGCUUGUGGCUCUGUUCUUGAUGGUCCAGUCCAGUCCUUGGACCUACUACAUCUACUGCUUGCUCCCUGUGCCCGUGUGGUUUUCCGUCAUGAGGGAAUUUGAAACUCUUGCCAGUCUGGUUCGAUCAGUCCCAUCAUUACCACUCAGCAAAUGCUUUGGAUAUUUUUUGCUGGUUACGUUUGGAAUUGAGUUACUAGUUGUGAGUUUUUUCUAUCGGGCCAUGUUGACCUUGGGGCUGGUGGUGCUGGCACUGUGGCCUAUGGUUUCUGGCCUUUACACAAAAGCAAAGUUCAGGUCAUUAAGCUGGAUGUUGAGCUGUCUCUUUCUGGCUGUGUUUCCACUGUUGCCUGUGGUGGGACGGGAACCAGACGUUAACUAUGUAAUUUGUGCUGGAGUGCUGACCCUCUUCAACUCGUCCUCAUACCUCUGGUCAUCAUGGAGCUGCUCUCCUCUGAUCCGAAGGGAUCGUCAGCUGUUCAUCUGCCAGAUGAUGCAGGUGGUGCUGUGUGCUUACAUCCUGACCAGCACACACUCCAGUCUGCAGCUGAAGCAAGGCUUGCCACUCUUCAACCAGCUUGUUAGCUGGCUCACACUAGUUUCCUCAUUUUUGAUACCGUUGUUGAGUUCCACCAGGCUCUUUCGCAGACUUCUGAGUAUCCUGAUGUCCUUAGUUUGUGUCUACCUCCUCCUGAGCACAGGGUAUGAGGCUCUGUUUCCUCCGGUGUUGUCAUGGCUCAUGUUUGCAUGGAUAAACAUUGAGCAGGAAACCAUGAACACGCAAGGGAGUUCAAAUCGGACUGAGCUCUCCAGCACUGAUUUUGCUGAAAACAUUGACAUUACCAAGAUCAGGCAGCUGAGGCUGGAUGACAUUCGGAGAUCUUACUUCUUUGUGUUUUUCAUUAUAAUUGCAUUCUUUGGUUGUGGUAACAUUGCCUCUAUUAAUAGUUUUGAUCCAGCCUCAGUUUACUGCUUUCUGACCGUCUUCAAUCCUUUCAUCAUGGGUGGCAUGUUGAUGUGGAAGGUGUUAAUUCCAUUUGUAAUUGUGAUGUGCACAUUCGAAAGCAUUCAAGUGUCAACACAGCUCUCAUCACGAAGCCUUUUCCUCGUUGUGCUUGUCAUCUCAGACUUGAUGGCAUUGCACUUCUUUUUCUUAGUAAAAGAUCAUGGAAGCUGGCUUGACAUAGGCACUAGUAUUAGUCACUAUGUCAUCGUAAUGUCCAUGACCAUCUUCCUCAUGUUGCUGAGCGUCAUGACGCACUUUUUAACCUCCAAGAGAAUCCUCAUUGGACGGAAACGAAAGAUGCACUUUAGGUGACAACCUAGUACCAGGACCUUCCUCCUAAUGCUUACAAGGUGCAAAAAACAAGCAUUCAAUAGUACAAUAAUAUGACUGAUGUUAAGAGUGGGGUCUUCCUGUUUCUGGGUAUUUCUUAACAUCAUUGUUACUUAACACUUAUGACUCUGCAUCUUAUAAUAGGAAGACUCUGUAUGGUAUAACUAAUAAAUAAAGUGAUCUGCUGUUAAUACAUACAGCGGAUUUACAGGUAUUUUAGUUCUGGGACUUAAGGGGAAAAAAGGCCACGAGACUGAUUUUGGUUCAAGGGAAAGUACUUGAUUAUGUCUCUGUAUAUGUACUGUAUGAUUUAUACAUAAGGUGAGGAAUGUUACUGUACUUAUUUCAGCUGAUUUUAACUGGGAUGUAAUUCUCAGAUGGUAAAUGUGUAGUUUUAUAAUACUGUGUUUUAAUAUUAUGUAAAUAUAUAAAAUUAUUUAUUUACAAUAAACAUUUAAAUUUAGUGUCAUGCCUU
Sinocyclocheilus grahami is the source of this 3555-nucleotide messenger RNA. Its product is annotated as phosphatidylinositol glycan anchor biosynthesis, class N. The coding region runs from base 264 to 3062 and encodes 932 amino acids. Lineage: Eukaryota; Metazoa; Chordata; Actinopteri; Cypriniformes; Cyprinidae. Gene Ontology annotation, biological process: GPI anchor biosynthetic process. The record is from RefSeq and is a predicted model, not a curated record. The transcript is spliced from 29 exons. Gene Ontology annotation, molecular function: mannose-ethanolamine phosphotransferase activity. Gene Ontology annotation, cellular component: endoplasmic reticulum membrane.